Molecule: messenger RNA, 2825 nt
Organism: Lepidothrix coronata (blue-crowned manakin)
Lineage: Eukaryota; Metazoa; Chordata; Aves; Passeriformes; Pipridae
Gene: DCP1B
Product: decapping mRNA 1B
Exons: 9
Coding region: 173-1846 (557 amino acids)
Biological process (GO): positive regulation of catalytic activity; deadenylation-dependent decapping of nuclear-transcribed mRNA; deadenylation-independent decapping of nuclear-transcribed mRNA
Cellular component (GO): P-body
Molecular function (GO): enzyme activator activity; mRNA binding
Source: RefSeq, a predicted model, not a curated record
ACGCUCUUCCCCCAGAGGGUGGUUGGGCACUGGAACAGGCUCCCCAGGGAUGUGGUCACAGCACCAAGCCUGACAGAGUUUAACCCACAGCUGUGGGAGACUGGGGUUUAACCCCGGGACACGGGCCUCAGACUCUCCUCUGCCCUUCAAACACCUAUAAUGGAACCCAAACAUGUACAAAAGAGAGAAGACUGAUGUGGAGGGAACGCUGUUUGUUUACACAAGAUCGGCUUCUCCAAGGCAUGGUUUCACAAUUAUGAACAGACUGAGCAUGGAAAAUCGAACUGAGCCUAUUACUAAAGACCUCGAUUUCCAGCUCCAGGACCCCUUCCUACUGUACAGAAAUGCCAGAUUGUCCAUAUAUGGGAUUUGGUUUUAUGAUAAGGAAGAAUGCCAAAGAAUUGCAGAGCUCAUGAAAAACCUCACUCAGCAGGAACAAUUCAAAGCACAGCAGGGCACAGGAACAGGAGUGUCCCCAAUGCUUAUGAACUCUGCUAAUAACAAAGAAGUGGAUAUCUUACGGAUGCUUACCAAGGCCAAAGAUGAGUAUACCAAGUGUAAGACCUGCUCAGAGCCAAAACAAAUAACCAGUUCCUCUGCAAUCUAUAACAACCCCAACCUAAUCAAACCGAUCCCAGUGAAGCCCAGUGAAAACCAGCAUCAACGACUCUCUCAGCAAAGCAAGAAUGCGGAUCCUGAACCACAGCACUUGUCUCUGACAGCACUGUUUGGAAAGCAGGAUGUCUCAGAACCACUGAACAAGCAGCACCAGGAGAACCUUCCCGUCAGGCAGGGUGUGGUCCGUUCGCUGUCCUACGAGGAGCCCGGCAGGCAGUCGCCCUCUGCGGAGAAGCAGCUCUGCCCCGCCAUUCAGAAGCUGAUGGUGCGUGGGACAGACCUUCACCCCCUCGCCGAGUUCCCUGAGAACCGGCUCUGUGAAAACGGCAACAUCCACCCCGCGGGGGAGACUUUCACAGGGCUCUUCCAACCUGUGACUUCUCACGGUAUCGCGACAUCUCACGUGGUUCAGGACGCUGCUGGCACUCAGAGCUUGCUGCAGAAACUGCAGAGUCAGUCAGGGGCAGUGACAAAAAUGGACCCCGGUGCGACAGCACCUGUGAACUCGACGGCUUCCGUGUUCAGCAGGACUCCUGCUGCUGUGGGAGCACCAGCAGCGACAGGGAAUAACAUGAGCCAGCCACCUUUGGUGUAUUUCAACGGGUCCAUACCGGGCCAGACUUUAGAGGCUCAGACACUUGGUAAAGAACAAUCCAAACUUCCCAGGCAGCCACUUUCUCUCUCUGGCAAUCAAGCAGCCAAUUCUGGGGUGAUUUCACCUCAAGAGUUACUGAAAAAACUCCAGAUAGUGCAACAAGAGCAACAGUUGCAUGUAUCCAGCAGACCAACGUUGGCAGCUAAGUUUCCUCUUGUUACUCAGACUACAAAUACACUGAAACCACUGGACUCCUGGAUAGAAAAGGCACCGGGUACAGAAAAACAGAGUGCACUCUUUCAGGUAAUCUCACCUCAGCGCAUUCCUGCCACUGUGACUCCGACCCUGUUGAUGUCCCCCAUGGUGUUCACUCAGUCCACACCUGCUCCACCAAAAGCCAGUGACAGUGGGCGGUUGGCAGGGGCCAGCCAAGACCCUGCUGCCAGCUCAGCCAACCUUCUCCUGCCCCUGCAAACCCCAGAGCCAGCUGUGGCCAGCAGCACCUCCAUGACGAAGAUGCAGCUGCAGGAAACACUUCUACACCUGAUCCAGAAUGAUGACAACUUCUUAAAUAUUAUUUACGAAGCAUAUCUCUUCAGUGUGAGAAAGGCAGCCAUGAAGAAGGCUAUGUGAAAGAUGAUUUAUUUUUUUUUUAAUUCAAUUUCCAUUGCUUCCUGAACUCCAGGAAAAAAGAUUUCGAAAUUUUCAAGUAUGUUUAUGUUUGAAGAAGUGAAUGGUCUUGGGCAUGUUGCAUACACGUGGAUUUUGCACGUUGGCAAAGACAUGCUGUACUGAGGAAAAAAAGAUUGGAAAUGGAUUGUGCCUUUAGUGAGGGGAGCAUCACAAUACUGAAGACUUAAUCACAAAAUAUCUUAAAUUAUUUUUCUUAUCUUGAUCCACGCUUAGAAUUGGUUUCCCUGCAUAAGGACUCAGUUCUCGGGAUCCAGUUUCCCUUUUUUUACUUGCAGUGUGGUCAUUCAUUGACUGGGUAUUUUUGUCCUGGAUUUUCCCUGAGCCGUCCUGUGCAGCUGUCCCGGUGAACGUGCCCAUCCCUGACCACAUGGUGGCAAUGUUGGACUAUUUUUAGGAACGGGUGAAAAUCCGGGUGAAAUCAUGGAAUGGAAAGUCUCGGGAAGAUUGAUCAUCGUACUUAGUUGUCUGCAAAGCAGUUUAGAUGAAGUGUCAUGACUUCCCCCAAAAUUUUUGUAGAAAAAUCUUUUUCUAUUUUGACAAGAAUAUUUUUAGCUAGAUGUAGAAGUGGGAUUCUGCAGGUGUUUUGAGGAAUUGUGGGGGGGUGGGUUUGUGAAUGUACUUGCUAUCACAUAGCUCUGGGGUUGCACUGGAUUCAUGUUUCUAUUAUUCCAGGCCCAAUCUGCAUUAUUAUAAGCAAUGUGAAAAUUUGUUAAGGGGAAGACUACCUGGUGUAAAAAUCCUAUUAAAUUUUUUUUAGCGUGUUCCUGGAGCACAGUGAUUUCAUUGAUCCAUUUCUUAAGAAAAUAAAAAGGAUAAUCCCUACUGUGUGUUGAUUUCAUUUUAUUGUACCAUGGACUAUGUAUUUAGGAUUGUUGGGUCUCUUGUUUGUAUGACUUGAAAAGGUUUUUAUGCUUGUCAA